UGUAGGUGCUGCUUCGAGACAAAUUAAUUAUCGUGAGGACUAGUCAAAAUAGACAGUUGAAAAAGAAUCGAAUGUCUGCAUUUCUCUCCAUCGAGGACAUAUCUGGACUAAUAAUUUGGACUUGUUAAAAAAAGGUGUUCCUUAAAAAUUUGAAUGUGAACUUGAGAACAUAGAACUGUUUAAAUAUUUUAGUUCUCAAUACAUAUUUUUUUUUUUUUUUUUUUUUUAAAUAUGUGUGACAUUUACGUCGGGAACUAUCCGAAUACGUAUACCGCAGAUGACGUGUUAGAGCUUUUUGAUGAUUUUGAAGGUAUUGUGUUACAACGUUACGUUAAGAUAGGCCAGAAGUGCUAUUCUUUUUUGACAUGCGUCGACGAAUCUCAGUUAUUAGAUGUAGUCACAUCAAUGCACAACUUAAUCGUAGAUGGACGAAAUCUGAUUGUGAGGGCUAAAGAUCAGGAUCUACAAGAAAUCAUUGAGGAGGCUUUGGAAGAGGAAGGUGCUGCUCUUCCUAUUCGUUUGCACGAGAAGAAACCGGUGAACCGAGGUGCAUCUCAGUUGAAAGUAAACAAAACAAAAUUCCAAGAUAAAUCUGUUAAAACGAAGAAUGGAAGAUAUUUAAAUGGUUGUGGUAAUUCUUUGAAUAAGGAUCACCAAAUUCAAAAGCUGUCAAGCUCAAAAAUUUAUGGCAGUGUUGAGACUAUAUCUUCAGGAUCAAAUACAUCUGCAAAACAAAGUAAUAUAUCAAGGGAUGAUAAAGCUACUAGGCGAGCUUUCAGUUAUGUAUCUGUUUUAAACUUUCCUCUAGGAACCAGUAUUCAAGAUCUUUAUAAGCUGUUUUCAGAUUUUGAUCCUGUGGAAAUAAUAAUGAUAUGUAAUGAACCUCGUAUGGACAGAACUCUUACUGAAGCUGUCGUAUGCCUUUCCAGCGAAGAUGCUGCUGCAAAUGCUAUUCUGACUUUAGAUAAUACUUUGUACCGUAGAAGAAUUAUAUUAGUUAAUGAUUUCAAAGAUUUUUCACUAAUUCCAGACUUGUUAAAUGUACUUGGAAAAUAAUUGCUGUAUUUUCCUGUAACUGUGUUUUGAGAAUGUAAUAGUUUUUUUUAAGCAAUCAUGUGCCUGCUGUUAAUCAAAUGCAAAUUCAAAUUCAUUAUAGAUUAGUUUGGCAUAAUAUUCAGCAUAUUCUAUUGAAUUUAAGUUACGUAUUUGUAGCUGAAAGAGAGGUUUUCAUAAAUUUUUUCAAGAUUUCCUUAUUUGUUUAGCAAAAAAAGUAUAUUAUUUUGCUUUCAAAUCAGUAUAAUCAUUUUUGAUGCACAGAGUGCUUUGAGUAGUUUUUUAUCUGGCAGUGCAAAAGUUUUGUUUUUGAGCCUCACAUUGGGAAGAAAUAAUGAGAAAACAAUUUAGGGGGAAUCAUUAUAUAUAAAUAAUCUUUGAUCACCUAAGUAUUAUAUACUAUUCUUCACGUAUAUGCAUAAACGAAUACAUAUUUUGUUUUAACUCCCUGAGUAUCACAACUUUUGAAUCUCCUUAUGAGGAACUGUAUUUAAACAUAACUUAUUAGAUAAAUUUGCAUAAUUAGUUACUUUAGUCUAUGUUUUGUAAACUUGCUUGGUUAAAGUUUACAAUUGGGUGCCCCUUGUUUAUUGGCGAUUCUUUUUUGACGUGCCCCUUGUUUAUUGGCGAUUCUUUUUUGACGCCAAGAUCAGCACCAGGAGGACAAUGAAA
Molecule: messenger RNA, 1725 nt
Organism: Stegodyphus dumicola
Lineage: Eukaryota; Metazoa; Arthropoda; Arachnida; Araneae; Eresidae
Source: RefSeq, a predicted model, not a curated record